This is a messenger RNA of Pogona vitticeps (central bearded dragon), 1510 nucleotides long. The record is from RefSeq and is a predicted model, not a curated record. Lineage: Eukaryota; Metazoa; Chordata; Lepidosauria; Squamata; Agamidae.
GAAUAUAGAGCCAGAUUCACAUCAAGGCUUUCUCCCUUUUCUUCCAGAUUCCUCUCAAGAUGUCUACUGUACAUGAAAUUUUAUCGAAGCUCACCCUCGAGGGAGACCGCGCUAUCCCUCCCAGUGCUUACGCCACAGUCAAGGCGUACGGGAAUUUUGACGCCGAUCGAGAUGCUGCAGCCCUCGAAACCGCCAUCAAGACUAAAGGUGUGGACGAGGUGACCAUCGUCAACAUUUUGACAAACCGCAACAGUGAGCAGCGGCAGGACAUCGCCUUUGCCUACCAGAGGAGGACUAAGAAGGAACUGGCUGCCGCUCUGAAAUCCGCUCUGUCUGGCCACCUCGAGACCGUCAUCCUGGGCCUCUUGAAGACACCGGCUCAGUACGAUGCUUCGGAGCUGAAGGCGUCCAUGAAGGGUCUGGGAACGGAUGAAGACACGCUGAUCGAGGUCAUCUGCUCGCGGUCAAACCAGGAGCUUCGUGAAAUCAACAGAGUCUACAGGGAAAUGUACAAAACUGACCUGGAAAAAGACAUCAUCUCAGACACCUCCGGCGAUUUCCGCAAGCUGAUGGUUGCCUUGGCCAAGGGAAGGAGGAACGAGGAUGCUUCUGUGGUGGAUUAUGAGCUGAUCGACCAAGACGCCAAGGACCUGUACGAUGCUGGCGUCAAAAGGAAAGGGACCGAUGUUCCCAAGUGGAUCAACAUCAUGACGGAGAGGAGCGUCCCCCACCUUCAGAAAGUCUUCGAGAGGUACAAGAGCUACAGCCCUUACGAUAUGCUGGAGAGCAUCAAGAAGGAAGUGAAAGGGGACCUGGAAAAUGCUUUCCUGAAUCUUGUUCAGUGCAUCCAGAACAAGCAGCUGUACUUUGCUGACCGGCUGUACGACUCCAUGAAGGGCAAAGGAACCCGGGACAAGGUCUUGAUCAGGAUUAUGGUCUCCCGCUGUGAGGUUGAUAUGCUGAAAAUUAAGAGUGAAUUCAAGAGGAAAUAUGGGAAGUCUCUCUACUACUUUAUCCAGCAAGACACCAAGGGGGAUUAUCAGAGGGCGCUCCUGAACCUGUGCGGAGGCGAAGAAUGAAAUAUCGAAGGAGGAGGAAAGAGACAUUCCAGAAAGGAGCUUCCCUCGACCCCCCCACCCCUUUUACCCCCAGCUUUCUGCGCCUCUCGUUUGCAGAAUUAGUUCCUCUGGCACAGUAGCCUCGCUAAAUCAAUUCCUGUAGGCUGUCUACGCCAGACUGAUACUCUCGGCCGCUUUUCUAUAGUUCUCUUUCGUGGCUCAGCUGUUGCUUGGCUCCCUGCACCCCCCAAGUAGCUAAUCUCAGCAGAAGUUACAAAGCUGAAGAAGUUACAUUCCAAAGAGAGAGACAGAGAGAGAGAGACAGAGACAGAGACAGACAGACAGAGACAGAGAGAGGAAGGGAGGCAGGCAUACCUGCGUGAUGACAUUCUGCCUCGGUGUUAUGUUCCUGUCAAAAAUACAAAUAAAAUGGAAUUUUUACUUUAAGAGAA